Dichomitus squalens LYAD-421 SS1 is the source of this 918-nucleotide messenger RNA. Its product is annotated as ICMT-domain-containing protein. The record is from RefSeq and is a predicted model, not a curated record. Gene Ontology annotation, molecular function: protein C-terminal S-isoprenylcysteine carboxyl O-methyltransferase activity. The transcript has 2 exons. Lineage: Eukaryota; Fungi; Basidiomycota; Agaricomycetes; Polyporales; Polyporaceae. The coding region runs from base 42 to 605 and encodes 187 amino acids. Gene Ontology annotation, cellular component: membrane. Gene Ontology annotation, biological process: C-terminal protein methylation.
CGCGGAUCCUCGCUCUGACAGCCUUAACCGUGAAGCUGACGAUGACUGCCAUAUGCGGCUUUGCUCUAGUUGAGGCGGCGGUCAUCACCGCACAGUCAUUUCCGACUCUACUACUAUCCCAGCGUCUUCUGUCUAUCCUCGCCCCUACAUCCGCGUCCGGCCCUCUGCCGCUCCUCUUAUCGCCGUACAGUGCCCUUGGCUUCCUCCUCAUCCUCUCCGGAGGCCUGUUCCGCCUCUGGGCAAUGCGUACGCUCGGCCAGUUCUUCGUCAUGGAGGUGUCUCUGCAGAAGGACCACAAACUCGUCAAGUCCGGCCCCUACGCGCUAGUUCGCCACCCGAGCUAUGUCGGGUACAUGUUCGUCAUCUUCGGGGACGUGCUCCUCCUGCUCGGCGGGGGCUCAUACUUGUCCGCGAUCGGGGUGUGGCAGUCCCGUGUGUGGGGCGCGCUCGCGUGUCUGGUGGCGGGCCGGUCGCUGUUCGUCGCGACCGUGCUCAUGCCGAGUCGGGCGGGGAGGGAGGACGCUGUGCUGCGAGAGGAGUUCGGGACGGAGUGGGAGGCGUGGGCGAGGCAGACGCCAUACAAGCUGAUCCCGUAUGUCUUUUAAACUGCUCUCAGCACGAUCGACAUAGACAGAAACAAGCCUUUGAAUGUUCGGUUCGCAGUCUGGCGGGAUUGUGUCUGUCGUGUAUGUCUGUCCCAUCCUCGUAACGCCAUUUCGUGUAGCUGAGACAGGGGUCAUCAGAGCCCGUUGUGGGCGAUUAUGUGGCCCAACAUAGCCCCCGAUGUGAUGUCUGCCACUGUGGUAGUGACAGUCGGCACAAUACCAUAGUAUGCAAGUUGCAUAAGAGAGUGAGUCCGUGGCCAGUCGCGAGUAGAAAACUACUUCGCCCUAGCCGGCCGAGCCCGACAGAUAUGGG